This is a messenger RNA of Aureobasidium uvarum, 1296 nucleotides long. NCBI's taxonomy places the organism in Eukaryota, Fungi, Ascomycota, Dothideomycetes, Dothideales, Saccotheciaceae. The record is from the annotation of a GenBank genome assembly.
AUGGCCGACUACUCUCAAGUCCCAUCCAUCGCAAAGGUCCAACCUAAACCUUUCAAGGUGGAAAUCGAUGCCAAUGACAUUCAAUCCAUGAAGCAUUUGCUCGCCCACUCCAAAAUUGGGCCCGCAACAUAUGAGAACCAACAAACAGACCGUCGUUUCGGCAUGAACAGAGACUGGCUCAUCAAAGCCAAGAAACAUUGGGAAACCACCUAUGACUGGAGAAGAUGCGAAGACCAUAUCAACUCAUUCCCAAACUUUACAAUCCCCAUCACCGACCCCGAAGGAUCGGAUUUUACCAUCCAUUUCUUGGCCUUGUUCUCUACUUCACCCACCGCAAUCCCCAUCCUCUUUCUCCACGGCUGGCCAGGCAGUAUCUUGGAGUUCCUAUCUCUGCUCACUCUCGUCAAAAAGCAAUACCCAGAUCCUGCUUCCUUGCCUUAUCACAUCAUCGUGCCCUCUCUGCCUGGCUAUGCAUUUUCCUCUUCUCCACCUUCAGACAGAGAUUUCAAGGCCGAACACAUGGCCCCAGUAAUGGAUAACCUGAUGCAAAACCUCGGCUUUGGCGAGCAGGGCUAUAUAGCCCAAGGAGGAGAUCUAGGCAGUUUUAUCGCCCGCCAACUCGGUGUCGAAUCCCCCUCCUGCAAAGCCUUUCAUCUAAACCUCUAUCAACUUCCUGCCCCCGCAAACGCAGACUCCUUACCCAUCUCUGAUAUCGAGAAACGCGGUCUGGAGAGAGGCAAAGCAUUCAAGGAUUCUGGAUCUGCGUAUGCGAUGGAACACGGUACCAGAACAGCCACCAUAGGUCUAACUCUGAGUUCCUCGCCUCUGGCUUUGUUGUCAUGGAUCGGCGAAAAGUUUUUGGAGUGGACGGAUGAGGAUCCCAAUCUUGAUGAGAUACUCGAUUCGGUGAGUCUGUAUUGGCUUACGGAUACGUAUGCGAGAUGCAUUUAUCCUUAUCGUAGUGUAAGUUUCUACUCUCCUUUCUGUCUUUGCUUUCAUCAACUGGCCACUAACAACGCUUUUCGUUAUAGNCUCUUUGGUUCCCAAUCUGGUCCUUCCAGUAAACCGCGCUUUGCAAAGCCAUCCGGAAAACCUCAAGGAUAUUCUUACUUUCCUUAUGAGAUUUCUCCUACACCGGUCUCGUGGGUCAAGGAGACUGGAAAUUUCGUACAUGUUUCUAGUCAUGACAAGGGAGGUCAUUUUGCUGCCAUGGAGCGACCGGAGGACUUGUGGGCAGAUGUUGAAGGUUUUGUCAAGGAGGCUUGGGGUAAAAAGGAUGGCGCGAGUAAGAUUUAG